Molecule: messenger RNA, 1221 nt
Organism: Argentina anserina (silverweed cinquefoil)
Lineage: Eukaryota; Viridiplantae; Streptophyta; Magnoliopsida; Rosales; Rosaceae
Product: nod factor hydrolase protein 1-like
Exons: 2
Coding region: 15-1109 (364 amino acids)
Biological process (GO): chitin catabolic process; carbohydrate metabolic process
Cellular component (GO): extracellular region
Molecular function (GO): chitinase activity; chitin binding
Source: RefSeq, a predicted model, not a curated record
UUCUCCUAUGUUGCAUGGCGAUGAUCACUGGCGGAAGUGUACCAGACUCCUCAUCGGGGAACCCUCCGGCCGUGAAAAUAGGCUAUUACCCACCUUCAGAUGAUUUUCCACCUUCAGCCAUAAAUACUUCAUUCUUUACUCACAUCUACUAUGCCUUUCUAGUGCCUAGCAACGUUACAUUUAAAUUGGAGCUGACAGAUGAAACUGCAUUGCUCCUCUCAAACUUCACCACCACCCUCCGCCACAAAACUCCGCCGGUGAAGACCCUUCUGUCCAUAGGUGGCGGUGGCGGAGAUGAAGAAUUAUCACGCAUCUUUGCUAGCAUGGUCUCAAACCCCUCCUCACGGUCAAACUUCAUUGACUCCGCUAUAGAAGUUGCCCGUAAGUUUGGGUUUGAUGGACUGGACCUCGACUGGGAGUAUCCUGAAAGCCCAAAAGAAAUGAAGGCCUUAGGCCACUUGCUGAAACAAUUGCGCCGCAAGAUUAAGAAAGAGGCCCAGGACACUAAAAGCCCUCCUCUAUUGCUCACGGCCGCCGUCUACUUCUCCGCCGAGUUCUUCUUGGAUGCCGUAAUCCGCUCGUAUCCGAUCAAGUACAUGGAAAAGUACUUGGAUUGGGCGAACAUAAUGUGCUUUGAUUAUCACGGGGCUUGGAGCAAUAUUACAGGGCCCAAUGCGCCAUUAUUCGACCCAAAUAGUAAUGUGAACUCUGUUUACGGGCUUAGGUCAUGGAUUAACGGUGGCAUGAGCCCAAAGAAGCUCGUAAUGGGUCUUCCACUUUACGGCCGGACAUGGGUACUCAAAGACCCUAAAGAUAACGGUAUUGGAUCCAUUGCUAUUGGCCCAGGCCCAGGUGGUGGUCAACUUAGCUUCAAGGAGUUAGAGGUCCUUAACAACGCCUCGAGCGCCACUGUCGUGUAUGAUGCUGAUACCGUAUCGGUAUACUCUUUCAACGGCUCAACUUGGAUUGCAUUUGAUGAUGCCAAUACAAUAACCUCCAAGGUGGGUUUUGCUCAGGCUCUUGGGCUUCGUGGGUACUUCUUUUGGUCCGUCGCUCAAGAUAGCAAUUGGAAGAUCUCAGCCCAAGCUUCAAAAUCAUGGAUUCUUUGAUGAAUGAGGAAAGGGGCUGCUUCCUUGGUGCACAAUCUUUUUGGCCAUAGGCGGCUACAACCCCGCCAACUGUCAUCGAUUAAUUUCAGUACUUCCAGUCCCAGAGUUCCAG